This is a messenger RNA of Mya arenaria, 2521 nucleotides long. RefSeq names its product V-type proton ATPase subunit D-like. NCBI's taxonomy places the organism in Eukaryota, Metazoa, Mollusca, Bivalvia, Myida, Myidae. Bases 61 to 807 code for a protein of 248 amino acids. Gene Ontology annotation, cellular component: proton-transporting V-type ATPase complex. The record is from RefSeq and is a predicted model, not a curated record. Gene Ontology annotation, molecular function: proton-transporting ATPase activity, rotational mechanism. The transcript is spliced from 7 exons.
GGGAGGUAGAAAUAAUAUUCACAUGAUUGUUAUUUCCGGUUCCUGCAAAAUUGGAGAAAAAUGUCAGGAAAAGAGAGAAUCAAUGUUUUCCCUUCACGAAUGGCCUUGGCCAUUAUGAAGCAGAGGUUGAAGGGAGCACAGAAAGGACACAGUCUUCUGAAGAAAAAGGCUGAUGCUUUGACCAUGAGGUUUAGACAGAUUUUGAAGAAAAUCAUAGAAACUAAGAUGAAGAUGGGAGACGUAAUGAAGGAAUCUGUGUUCUCGCUGGCCGAGGCUAAGUUCACAACAGGAGACUUUAACCACAUGGUGCUUCAGAACGUCAACAAAGCCCAGCUCAAAGUACGAUCAAAAAAGGACAAUGUGGCAGGUGUACAACUACCAGUAUUUGAACAUUACACAGAUGGUGUUGACAGCUAUGAGUUGACUGGUUUGUCCCGCGGUGGCCAGCAGAUUGACAAGCUCAAGAAGAACUACGCGAAGGCCGUGGAGUUGUUAGUCCAGCUGGCCUCACUACAGACCUCAUUUGUUACGCUGGACGAGGUCAUCAAAAUCACCAACCGAAGAGUAAAUGCUAUAGAACAUGUUAUUAUUCCACGAAUAGAAAACACCUUGUCAUAUAUCACAACAGAGUUGGAUGAGAGAGAAAGAGAAGAGUUCUUCAGGUUAAAGAAGAUCCAGGAGAAGAAGAAGAAGCUAAAGAUUGAGUCAGAGAAGGUUAAGGCAGAUUUGAAGGCCCAGGGUAUUGAAAUGGAAAGGGUCACAGACAUGUUGGAAGCUGAACAUGACGAGGACCUGCUCUUCAACUAGCACACAUGGUUGGGGCAGGAAGGGGGCAGGAUAAUGUUAUGAAUGUGUUUAUCAUCCUUGAUGGGUGAUCAUUAGUGCAAGAGAAUCAAUUGGUUCGUUUUGCUAGUAUAUAUAUUCAAGACAAUAUGUGGCUUGUUUUAUUUUAAUGCCUUUAAUUUAAAUAUUUCAAGCCUAUAGAGGAUUUCUCAGAAGUGAUAAAGCUAGAUGCAAUAUUUUUGAAAUUUGCAUGUUAUUGGGAGUUCAGUUGAAAAUUGUUUUAGAUAGAUUAAAUGUUGUGGAUUACUCUUGUUGGAUGAAUAUACUGGACCAAGUUAUUUAUUACAUAUGGUUUAUCCAUGACUUUCUGAAAAUAGCAUUUUUUGACUUAAUGGAAAAUAUGUGACAAACUAACAUAAAUAUUGUAUAGAACAGAGAAUAUUUAAGAACAGAGAAUAUUUAUUUUGAUAGACUUAUUAGGCAUAUACAGCAUACUGCCGAAUCAAAAAAAGACAUUAGUUUUCAAUCAUAGUCAAUUAAUGGAACCUGGUUAAAUGCAUUAUGUUUGUUUAAUAUAUAAAACUAGUAGUAUUAUUAAUGUUUGUUUGAAACAUAUAUUUCUUAACAAUCUAAAAUUUCUGUUGUACAAUCUAAUCAUACUUCGAGAGACAUCAACAUAUUUUAUGAUGAAAUCCAAAUUUUAAUUCUACAGUUUCGAUAUAGUAUAAUAAUGUAUGGUAGGACAUGCAAUACUAGGCUUUUAAUAUACAUAUAUACAUUUAUUUUGGAAGUGAAAUAUAUAAACAAAAAUAAUGUAUAUUUUUAAACUGGAAUGAAAAAUAGUAAUAAUGCAAAAAUUGAUGACUAUAAGCACAUCUUUUCCAAGUUGAAAGUCACAAGGGUACAAUUCAUUUUGCUGGCCUCUGCUGAUGGAAACAGUACAAAAGAUAAACACGUACUUGUAUUUCCUCUCAUCCUGGUUAAAUAUAUGCAUUCUUCUGAAAAAGCACAAUAUCAUACCCAGCUCAUGCCUCUGCCAAUGGGAUCAGAUUCACAUUUAAUAAUUAAGAGAUUUGUCAAGCAAAAAUCCAUUAAGCAGAUAACAACUGCAAAAUUUAUAUUUUAUAAAGAAAACAAGUGCCAGAUUGCCAUUUAGUCAUUAAUUGGUUUUAUUAUACGAGUAAUUUAGAAGCUUGCGCAUGUGCACUGGCUAAAACAAUAACACUGGAGCGUUUCACCUCUUAACACUAAGAAAGUUAGCAAUUAUUUUUGGUCUUCUAAAUAAUAAGUCUGCACUGGGCUGUGCAUCGCCUGGCACCAUAUUGGUUAGAGGACCAAAAAUAAACAAUUAAUACAUGUACUUUGUUUCCACAUUCCAGACAUGUUGUGUUUGUGCCUAGUCUAGUCUCAUAGUCAACUUAGGGAAAAUAUUCCAUUAUAUCUAGUGAUAUUGUCACAUGACAUUUUGUCAUGGUUUAACCAAUGUUAAAGCGGACGAGUAAUACAUCACUGCAUAUUUCUUGUUAUGCUGUUGUAGAUAUAUUUCAUUAUUUUGGUGAAAAUAAGAACGAAUUCCAAUGUUCAAAGGUUUAAUUCAUGUAAAGAUUUUUUAAAUAUAAUUUGUAUAUAAAGUGUAUUCAGUUAUAGACAUUCUGUAAGAAGUGUAAAAGUGUGAUUAUUUAUGCAAAAUGAAAUGAAUUGUAAAAUCUAUGAUGAAAAUAAAAUAUUAAUCCUGAAA